Messenger RNA from Ochotona princeps (American pika), 1313 nucleotides. RefSeq names its product phenylethanolamine N-methyltransferase (gene PNMT). NCBI's taxonomy places the organism in Eukaryota, Metazoa, Chordata, Mammalia, Lagomorpha, Ochotonidae. Gene Ontology annotation, cellular component: cytosol. The transcript has 3 exons. The coding region runs from base 389 to 1246 and encodes 285 amino acids. The record is from RefSeq and is a predicted model, not a curated record. Gene Ontology annotation, molecular function: phenylethanolamine N-methyltransferase activity.
GAAGGAUGGGAGGCUGGCACCAGGCAGGCAGUGGUAGGAGCAGGAGGCAGCUGGAGAAGUGAAACAGGAGGAAGGUAGCGGCCCGGGUACUCAGGAGGUGGGGGGCAUGGGUUCAGGACUUGGAUCAGGGCAGGUGAGACCAAAGGGAGGAGUAGGCCUUGGGGCAGAGUGGGCAGGAGAUGAUGUUCCUGUGGCACCACCCCCGCACCCGGUGUCUGUGGGCAGAACACUAAAGGAGAUGGAUGAGGUAGGGAAACACACACAGGUGGCCUGGGGCGUCUCAUGGCUCAGCCGCCACCCCCGCCGUGGAGGGAUGUGGAGGGUGGUCUGGCGCAGAUAAAGGGGCCACUGGGCGAGAGGGACACACAGAGACGGCUACGGCAACAGCAUGAGCCAGGCAGACACCAGCUACACUGAGAUCCUAGCCCCUGACUCAGACCCGGGCCGGGUGGCGGUCGCCUUGGCCUACCAGCGUUUCGAGCCCCGCGCCUAUCUCCGCAACAACUACAUGCCACCCCGUGGGGACCUGAGCAGCCCCGAAGGCGUUGGGCCUUGGAAGCUGCGCUGCUUGGCACAGACGUUCGCCACAGGUGAAGUGUCUGGGCGCACCCUCAUCGACAUUGGGUCAGGCCCCACCGUCUACCAGUUGCUCAGCGCCUGUGCCCACUUUGAAGACAUCACCAUGACCGACUUCCUGGAGGUGAACCGCCAGGAGCUGGAGCUGUGGCUGCGGGAGGAGCCAGGGGCCUUCAGUUGGAGUGGGUAUAGCCAGCACGUCUGCCUCAUCGAGGGCAAGGGAGAGUCCUGGCAGGAGAAGGAGCGCCAGCUGCGGGCCAGGGUGAAGCGCAUUCUGCCCAUUGAUGUGCACCAGCCCCGGCCUCUGGGUGCUGGGAGUCCAGUGCCCCUGCCUGCUGACGCUCUGGUCUCUGCCUUCUGCUUGGAGGCCGUGAGCCCAGACCUUGCCAGCUUCCAGCGGGCCCUGGGCCAUAUCACCACCCUGCUGAGGCCUGGGGGACACCUGCUUCUCAUCGGGGCCCUGGAGGAGUCGUGGUACCUGGCUGGGGAGGCCAGGCUGGUGGUGGUGCCAGUGAGUGAGAAGGAGGUGAAGAAGGCCCUGGAGGAGAGUGGCUAUGAGGUCCGGGACUUCCGCACCUACACCAUGCCUGCCCACCUCCGUACCGGUGUCGAUGAUGUCAAUGGGGUCUUCUUCGUCUGGGCCCAGAAGAAGAUGGCAGAGGAUGUAUGAACAUCCCGUGUGCUCCGUGGCUUUCAUCCAUCCAGACCUGCUGUUAGCUGAAGUGUAACCAAUAAAG